ACAAGAGGAGGAGGAGAGCAUCCUUCCAUCAGUCAUACUUUGGGCUGUUCUUGGAGUACUGUGGUGUCGUCUACUGUAAAGCCAGGAGGACACGAAGGCGAUGCACACUUACUUCCUUUUGACGCCUGACAGAUGGCAGAAUGAUCUUUGACUCCAACUCUCCACACUCAGGCUGAAACAAUGACGGCGUGGAACUCGGACUGAACCUCACCCAACCCCAGUCCUGGAUCAAGCGGCAUCAACACUAAACGACCUCCCGGCCUUUAAACAUCAGCAUAUUUGUAAAAAGGUGCCUUCCUCGUUGGUGUGAGCGCAAGAAGCCGAGGUGACUCCAUUGGCUGCAAGGACAGGCGGUGCAUGUAACUUGGCCUGCAGGUCCCCAGAGAGGACCAGGCAAAGGAGUUGGGUUACACACUGACAAGCCUUAUACAUGUUUCAUCUGAUGCUCACUACAGAAGCCCCCUUUAUAUUAUCCAGCCUUUUGAGAGAGUUGCGUACCAUAAGACUGCUCUUCCACUGAACUGAUGCAUACCAAUUAUCAGACUGGUCAAAUCCAGGAUUACUGCUAUCAGGACUCUUGAAAGCUUUGUUAGAGCCAGCAACAAGAAGAGGGUCCAAGCUUCAGCAGUCUCGAGGGAGAAUCUACCUGUCCCUGGAUCGCCUCAAGAGGAGGCCAUGACCGACACCCUUAGGCCUCCAUCGCUCCAAGUGAGCGUUCCGAGCGAUUCUCCGGCGUACUCCGACGGCGGAAGCCACCCCGUGUCGGAUUGCUCCAUGAGAUCCAGCUCCUCCACCCCGACGCUGCGCCGCAAGCGCUUCAAGAUGCGCCGCAUGAGGAAUGUGCCCAGCGAGAGGGAACUGGAGAGGGCUCAAAGUCACCUCAAGGCUCGGUAUCGCUCUGGCUCAAAGGAAUACCUGCAGCUGCCUUCCAUCGAGAUCACGCCAUCCAGUGACGAGGAUGCUCUCUCGUCGUGGUCCAGCUGCUCCACGCCCAGUGCCUCGCCGCGACGCAAGCGCUUCCUGUUGAGGAAAUGGCUGAAAGUCAGAGAGAAGAAGGAGCAAGGCAGUGAGAGCAGCAGCCAGCAGAGCAGCCAGCAGAGCAGCCAGCAGAGCAGCCAGCAGAGCAGCCAUGAAGAUGACACCACGCGCUUCUUGACUCCGUUAAUCCGAGAGGAGAGCACUGCCAGUAACUCGAACAAGAGCACGCCCGCUUGCUCGCCCGUCCUGCGCAAACGCUCGCGCUCUCCGACACCACAGAGCCAGGAGGGCGACAACAUGGUGGAGAAGGGCUCGGACCACUCCUCGGACAAGUCCCCCUCCACGCCCGAGCAGGUUGUGCAGAGGACCUACUCCCUGCAGUCGGCGCGCAGCGGGGGCAAGAACUCCAAGUCUCACAAGCGACUUUCCAAAUAUGACAGACUAAACCUGAUAAAAAAGAGCCAAAGCUGGUACAACGUGCUGAGCCCCACUUACAAGCAGCGCAAUGAGGACUUCAGAAAACUCUUCAAGCAUCUACCUGACACAGAGAGACUCAUUGUGGACUACUCCUGUGCUCUGCAACGGGACAUCCUCCUGCAGGGACGACUCUACCUCUCCGAGAACUGGAUCUGUUUCUAUAGCAACAUCUUCCGCUGGGAAACGCUGCUGACGGUGCGAUUAAAGGACAUCUGCUCGAUGACGAAAGAGAAGACUGCCCGCCUCAUUCCCAACGCCAUCCAGGUCUGCACUGACAAUGAGAAGCACUUUUUCACCUCCUUUGGAGCCAGGGACAGGACGUACAUGAUGAUGUUCAGACUUUGGCAGAAUGCACUGCUCGACAAGCCGCUAUGCCCCAAAGAGUUGUGGCACUUUGUCCAUCAGUGCUACGGCAACGAGCUCGGACUAACCAGCGAUGACGAGGACUACGUUCCCCCUGACGACGACUUCAACACCAUGGGGUUCAGUGAGGAGAUUCCCAAUGAGGAGAACGAGCUCAACAAUGACAACUUGUCCAAGAGCAGCGCAGAGGCCAAGCCGGAUGGAAGUCCUCCUCCUCUACCCAAGAAGGUGGUCCCUAACAGCACCAUCGACACGCCCAUCACAUUGGACCUACCCGCAGACGAUUUCGCAGACUGCCCGACGGACGGCGAGCUGCUAGCCGUGCCCCUGCUGGUGGACGAGAGGAACAACGACAUUGCCGGCACCGGCGGCCCUGUACCGUCGCCCUCACUCGACUUCAACGACAACGAGGACAUCCCCACCGAGCUGAGCGACUCUUCAGAGACGCACGAUGAGGGUGAAGUUCAGGCCUUCCACGAGGACCUGAACGGGCGGCAACACAUUAACGAGAUCUACAAGUUCAGCGUGGACAAGCUCUACGACAUCCUCUUCACCGAGUCACAGUUCAUGAGCGACUUCAUGGAUCAGAGGCGGUUCUCAGAUGUGGUGUAUCACCCGUGGAAGAAAGAGGAGGCCGGCAACCAGACCAGGGAGAUCAUGUACACCAUCUCUCUGUCUAACCCCUUGGCCCCCAAGACAGCUACCGUCACGGAGACACAGACUCUGUACAAGGCCAGUCAGGAGAGUGAGUGCUACAUCAUCGACGCCGAGGUGAUCACGCAUGACGUGCCCUACCACGACUACUUCUACACCCUCAACCGCUACAUGCUCACCCGGGUGGCCAAGAACAAGUGUCGUUUACGGGUAUCGACAGAGCUGCGCUUCAGGAAGCAGCCGUGGGGGCUGGUGAAGGGCUUCAUAGAGAAGAACUUCUGGAGUGGGCUGGAGGAGAACUUUCGCCAUCUUGAACUGGAGCUUUCCAAGCUGGAGGACAUGCUCACCGAGUCCCAUCAGCUCUCCCCGAAAGCUAACAAGGUGGUGAAGAACGCCACGGUGAGGCGGAAGAAGAGGCCCACACCCCACAUGCGUAGCCAGCAUAUGGACGAGGCGCUCAGUCCCGUCACCACGCCGACGGACGAGGAUGUCAUCCAGCGCAUCAAACAAGUGGCGGGCUCCACGCAGACCCGGCAUCAGAGUCCGCAGCACUGCCACCUGCCGGGAGGCUUUGCUUUGUACAGCAUCUCCAAAUUGCUGCUUAUCAUCAGCUUUGUUCUGGUCCUGCUGGUGGUCCUCAACAUGAUGCUCUUCUACAAGCUGUGGAUGCUGGAGUACUCUGCACAGUCCUUAACCACUUGGCAAGGUGUGCGGCUACAUGAAAGCAAACUUCCCCAAACACAAAUGGAAUGGGCCCAGCUCCUGGAGGCGCAGCAGCGUUACCAUGACGGCGAGCUGCAGAAGUGGCGGGAGAUAAUCAAGUCGUCUGUGGUGCUGCUCGACCAGAUGAAAGACUCUUUACUCAACCUCCAGCUAGGCAUCGGCUUGAGGGACUUCAGCUCGGAGAGCGACGACAAGACGAGUCACGACCACUGAUCCGCAACCACCACAAAAGGCCGAGAGGGCAUGCUGUGCAAUAUUGGACCACUUUUUUUUUUGUUUCUUUGUAUUACAAGUCUGUGUGCAGGGAGCAGAGACCAGGGAAGAGCUGGUCCAGGAACAGUCGUGAAAGGCUAGGAAGCGUCACUGAGGUGUUGUGGGGCACUGCCCCCACACACACACCCCCCAACACCCACCCUACUGUAAGCCAUGUAUGCUUAGGCAGGGAGAAGAAACUACUGCAUGCAUUUAGACCACUUACAGUAAGUCCCCUCAGUGUUCAUGUGGUUCCAGUCUGUGCGUGUACAACAACAAAAAACCCAGAAGAGGACAUUUGGAGGUUUCUACUCUCUCUUGACUGUUCCAAAUGGUCCCCCUAAAGGUCCUCGCUGCAGCGUCUUCUUGCAGUAUGCUAGUGGUCUUCUUGUCAGGGCUGGUUCCCCGACCACACAAUCUGCUUUCAUAGCAGAAUGUAGAAGUAGAAUGUAUAGAAUAACCACUUUCAAUAAGGGACGCUGCAGCCAGACUCGUAGGGGGACGUCUUCUUACGUGUUUUAUUACUAAACUGUGACUAUAUCGCUUUAGAAGUGUUUUCAAUUAGAAAGAUUAUAUUUGAAAUAUGAGUAUUUCAUGAUUUAAUAUAUAUAUAUUUCAAAAUAUAUGAGCAUUACCUAUAUUUAUUGUUCAUUUAUGUACAUAAGAAAUGACCAGAGCUCUCGAGCUGUUGAAGAAUUUCUAAGAAAAAAAGUUUUCUUCUUUCAAAAAUAAAUAAAUGCAUGCCAGAUAUGUCUGUGACAUGUCCAGUGUGCAAGUACGAGUCUGCUUUUGUGCGAUUAUGUUCGCACAUGUGUGUGUACGAAUGUGUGUGUGAGUGAGUGCACGUGUGUGUGCUGUAAAGUGUGACAUUUUUAUCAUUCCACACCUUUUUUUUUUUUAGUGUUCCGUUUCUGGUUCCUGCAGCCAGACUGCCUUUUUUUUAUACGUAUGCAUUAAGGUGCAGCUUUGCUUUUAGCCCCAUUCAGACUAACUUUUACAAUCCCAAAGUUUUUAAUCAAAUGUUUUGGGGGGGAAAAACUGCAUAAAUUGCCGCAAUCAGUGGUCAUUUUUGUAAAUCACACAGGAAGCAAAUGAAGAUGAAAAAGGUUUUAAGUCACCUGCAGGGGAGAACCAAUAGAGCUUUGCUGCCUCACGCAGCAGAGAAAGGACAGGGAGAGUCGGUACGGAUGCAAUCAGGAAAAAAAGUGUUUUAAUUGUUUUAAAUGGUAUUUUUGAACACACACAGUCCUAAUGUUAUAAGAAAAGUAACUUGUAAUUUAACACAAAUAAAGUGGUCAUUGUAGGCUGACGAAAUUGACUGUUGCAAGUAAAAAAUGUGUAAUGUUUAAAAGUAGUAAUUUUAAGUGAAAACUUGGCAGUAAUAACACAAAAAAGACACACUCAUUAAUUUACUUUCCAUGUGACCAAAAAGGUUACAUUAACAUGUAACAUGCCGAAUGUACUUUUAAAAAAAAAUUAAAAAGUGGUAAUUUUAUAUGGAAGAUGGUAAGAACACACAAAGACAAUCAGCAAGUUUCUCCAAAUGUGACCGAAACAUGUUUACAUUGUAGGAGAAUAAAGUUGUAAACUUGCAAGACAAAAUGUGUAAUUUUACAAAACUAAAGUGGUAAUUUUGUGUGGAAAAAUGCAACAAAACAAAAAAAAGACACAUUGGACAAAUUGUUCCAAAAUUGAGCAAAAAUAAAUACAUUUUACCAGAAUAAAGUUGUAAUAUUACAAUAAAAAACUUUAUUUUAUGAAAAUUAAGUGGUCAUUUUAUGUGAAUUUGAUGUUGGGGAAAAAUGAAAGACAAACUAAGCAAGUUGCUCCAAAUGUAACCAAAACAUUUUCGGAAAAAAGGUGGUAAUUUUAUCAUAAAGAAAUUGACAAUAAGAACACUGACAGACACACUCAACAGGUUAUUAGUGGAUUACAAGAUUACAAUUGUAAAAUUAUAAGAAAUAACUCGUAGUUUAAAAAAAAAAAAAGGUAAUUGUAUGUGAAAAAUUGACAGGAAAAACACAGAAAGACCUAUUCAGCAAAUUGUUCCAGAUGAUACCAAAUAAUAAAUUUUACAAAAAUAAAGUCAUAAAGAUAUAUUGUCUGUACAAACAGACUAAAUAUGACCAAACAUUUUAACAUUUCAAUACAUUGGUUGUUAAAUUACCGUAUACUUUUUUCCUUGUAAUUGUAUUAAUUUAAUACGAUUAUUUAGAAAAUAAAAUGGCAAUUUUGUGUUGAAAAACUAAGAGUUAGAACACAGAAAGACACACUCAGCAAAUGACUACAAAUGAGACCAAAAAUAAAUACAUUUUACCAGAAUGAAAUAUUAAGAAUAGAAGACAUCACAUAAUUUUAAAUGAAGGCAAUUGCAAAAUAAAAAAUAUUCUUACAAAUAAAUUAAGACAAUACAUUUAAUGAGGUCAAUGUCAUAUUAAAAACAACACAUUUUCCCAAUUUUAAAAAGCUGGUAUUAGCGGAAAAAUAUCUAAUAUGGGGGGAAAUAAAUUGUGACUUUCUCAUGAAAACUAAAAAAAUCUCUCUGCUUCGCUUUUUCACCAAGUAUUAACUAUAAAUAUGUAUGGAAAAGCAAAAGUAUUAGUUUUUUCACGACAGCGCCAUCUGCCUGAGCUAGUGGGGCACUGCCUCACUUGCCCAUAAUGCAAAAAAAACACACACAAAAUGCCACUGGUUGCAAACCAAGUUUUCCCAAGAUGUCACACUUUAGAACUGGAAUGAUUCUUUUGUGUGGGAUGCAAGGAAAAAGCAUGAGAAUGAACCAAAAGACAUCCCUGUAGAAAUGUAACAAUGAUGUACUGUAUGUACUGUACAAUGAAGUAUUACUAUUAUAGUACGUGUACUGGAUUGGCUUUCAACAGCAUGUAUAAAAGAAGCUAGAAAAGCUGAUAACAAUAACUGAAAGCACUUCCAAAUGUCCUUGUGUUCCAACAAUUCAAGAGAGAGAGAGAGAAAGAAGCACUUUAUUAUUAAUAAUAAUAAUUUUAUUAUCAAGGUGAUGCAGGAACGUUUUUAAGAAACAACUUCAUUAUCUAAAAAAAAAAACCUUGCUCUUGAUGAAAAGGACUUCCCCAAAAAGAGAAUAUUGUUCUAUUCUGUGUGUUCUACGUGCUUGUGAUGUUUAGGAGGGAAAAAGGAAUCUUAAAUGUGGAAAAGUAUGAACUGCUGCUGCUGACUUGAAAAACAAAAUCACUGACAUUAUUUUCUAAGAAUAUAAUAUACAGUAUAUAUAAAUAUAUAAAACCACUAUGACAUACUUGAUGACACUGAAGGGUGAAGGAGAUUUUAUGCUGUUGAUGUGAUGGUACAGAAUGUCAGCAAAAAAUGUGAAAUGCUUUAAUAAUGUGUUGUUUUUUAGAUGUUUUUGUUUGAGGAAAAACUCAACUCACGGAGAUGGGUAUUGAUUCUAAUUCAUUCUUCUUUUUUUUUCUUUUUUUUUUUUUUACAAAGAAUCUCGUUUAAAAUCUUCCCCACAUACAUACUGAAAUGUAUUAUAGAUUGUAUUACUGUCAUUGCACAGCACUCAAAAUAUUUUAACUUGUUUGUGAUGGGGGGACAAGGAGGUAAAAAUCCUUAAUACCACAAGAAAAAUAUUAAUUUUUUUUUUUUUUUUAAUUUUUAUUCUUGACUUUUUAAUAUUGUUUAUUACCUACAAAUUUUACCUGACAAUGUUUUUUUUUGUUUUAUUUCACCGGAAAUGUUUUCUUUAUUUAUGAAUAAAAUUGUGAUAAUAAUAGGAAAAUCUCAAUUUCAAUAUAAUUAUUUGUAGUAUUACAACAAUGAAAUUGACAUCGCUAAUAGUAUGUGUGUGUGUGUGUGUGU
Entelurus aequoreus (snake pipefish) is the source of this 7287-nucleotide messenger RNA. It is a transcript of the gene gramd1bb, whose product is annotated as GRAM domain containing 1Bb. Bases 676 to 3408 code for a protein of 910 amino acids. The record is from RefSeq and is a predicted model, not a curated record. Lineage: Eukaryota; Metazoa; Chordata; Actinopteri; Syngnathiformes; Syngnathidae. Gene Ontology annotation, cellular component: plasma membrane; endoplasmic reticulum-plasma membrane contact site; endoplasmic reticulum membrane. Gene Ontology annotation, molecular function: sterol transfer activity; sterol binding. Gene Ontology annotation, biological process: intracellular sterol transport. The transcript has 22 exons.